UGGGCUUGAGCGGCAUUUCUGAGGUGAAAUCCGCGGCCUUUCUUUUUCUCUUCAGCUAUUUUAAAAGUUAGCGGCCGAGGCGUAGAGAAUCCGGGCCUCACGGCGGCGGGCGAUGGAUCCUGCGGAGGUCGAGUUCUUGGCAGAGCAGGAGCUGGUCACCAUCAUCCCCAACUUCAGCCUGGACCGCAUUUACCUCAUCGGGGGUGACUUGGGUCCCUUUAAUCCUGGGCUGCCUGUGGAAGUUCCUCUGUGGCUGGCUAUCAACUUAAAGCAGAGACAGAAGUGUCGACUGAUCGCUCCAGAAUGGAUGGAUGUGGAAAAGCUGGAACAAAUCCGGGAUCAGGAACGCAAAGAAGACACUUUCACCCCAAUGCCGAGCCCUUACUAUAUGGAAUUAACCAAGCUACUGCUAAACUAUGCAGUAGACAAUAUUCCAAAGGCAGAUGAAAUUCGAACAUUGGUUAAGGAUACCUGGGAUACUCGAAUAGCAAAGCUCCGAUUGUCUGCAGAUAGCUUUGUCAGGCAGCAGGAAGCCCAUGCCAGGCUGGAUAAUCUGACUCUGAUGGAGAUCAACACCACUGGGGCUUUCCUCACGCAAGCCUUGGACCAUAUGUACAAACUACGUACGAAUCUCCAGCCUGGGGAGAGUGCCCAGUCUCAAGACUUCUGACAGCUGAAACCCUCCGUGAAGUGGAGGCCAGGCGCAGGGGUGCUUUCCUGAGUCUAAAGAAACCACCUCUCUCAUUGGUGCUGUAAGAAUUGUAUUUUGGAGAAGAUUUCAACGUAAUGCCGUCCUCAAUGCUGUCCGCUUCUGAAGAAGUAUGAGGCUGUAGCAGAUCCAGCCUACCAGUAAUGCAGAGGGUGUUUUCGUAACAUCUGUGGUACAUUAUCCCAUUGCUGCAACAAAACGCUCUACAAAACAGACGGUCUCACCCAAAGUAUAUUUGGCUCCCAUGUGACUGUCAUUCCAAGAUGGGUUGGCUGCAGUUCUUCGCUGCAGUUUAUUUUACUAUCAGUCUAAAAUGAGAUGAAGAAAACAAAUCAGUCCCCUCUUCCAAGGACCUUGUGCCUCAGUGGGUCCUUAUAUUUCGAGGCAUCUGGGAGAGAUGACAGAAUGAGACUGUUUUAAACACCUGGCUGCACAGCACCCCCCAAGGCCUGCCUGAGGAAUGAUGCGCAACUGCUAACCCAGCUCUCCGGCAGGGCAUAGUGCUCCCACUGUGAUGCCACUUGCUCGAGUCUGUUUGUCAUCUGUCUUUGGAGAUAAAGGACUUUCUGUGGUUUCCUUGACAGCGGUUGGUGAAGUGCAAAGCUGGAUGUGGGAUGAGCGAACAUAAGCAUGUAUUCUGUAGGAAAUGGAACCACAAGGACAAGGCACGUCACUUUGUCUGGCCUGUAUUCUGCUUUCAGCCCUUCUGUGGAAACUGCCUCUACUGUUGAUGUGCCAAAACCAACUACUUGACACAGACAGGAUCUCUCCAUAAUAAUCACAUAGGUAUACCCUGGCUGACAAUACUCGGGCUAUGAAUCGUAUAGUAAAUGCCGCUAUCCGUGUGGCAUACACAUUCCAUAGAAGGCAGUAAGACUGAAUGAGGAAAUGAAAUAGACAGCGGGACACCUUUUAAAUGGCACUACGGAGAGAUUCAUUUGGGCUAUGACAUCCUGACCUCUGCUGGCUAUCUAGGGAAUAUUUCUGAUUAAAAAGGACUCUCAAAACAAAAUCAGCUAGUUCUUCAAAGUAUUGUGGGCUGUGGCUCAUAAAAGCAUAUAUUUUAA
Molecule: messenger RNA, 1776 nt
Organism: Eublepharis macularius
Lineage: Eukaryota; Metazoa; Chordata; Lepidosauria; Squamata; Eublepharidae
Gene: GINS2
Product: GINS complex subunit 2
Exons: 5
Coding region: 113-670 (185 amino acids)
Biological process (GO): DNA replication; double-strand break repair via break-induced replication
Cellular component (GO): nucleus; GINS complex
Source: RefSeq, a predicted model, not a curated record